AUGGAAAACAGUACAGUUUCCUUUUACUUUAACCUUACCAUGUUUGUGAACAUUGGACACUAUCGUUAUCCAGUCUUUGUUGUUUGCCUCCUGCUCUACAGCUUUGUUGUGUCUGCUAAUCUUGUCAUAAUAGUGGUGAUAUCUCGAGAGAAAACACUACAUGAGCCCAUGUAUGUUUUCAUUGCAUGUUUAUCUGUCAACUCUCUGUAUGGCUCCACUGGUUUCUUCCCCAGAUUCCUCAUGGACCUUCUGUCUGACACUCACACGAUCUCACAUUUUGCUUGUUUCAUUCAGAUUUAUGUUAUUUACACAUAUGCUUCCUAUGAACUGACCAUUCUUGGCAUUAUGGCAUAUGAUAGAUAUGUUGCUGUUUGUCAUCCUUUACAUUAUCACAGAAAGAUGACGUCUAAAACAGUUUUUAAGUUGGCAGCAUUGGCUUGUAUUUUUCCAGCCUUUGGUAUUGCAGGAUGCAUUUGUUUGUCUGCCAGGCUUCCCCUAUGUGGUAAUGAGGUACAGAAAGUGUUUUGUGCCAACUGGAAUAUUGUAAAAUUAUCAUGUGUUACCACUGUUGUCAACAACGUCGUCGGUAUGCUUUUGACUAUAACUACAGUCUUCCUUCCCCUUUUUUAUGUCCUGUACACCUACUCACGAAUUGUGUUUGUUUGCUGGAAAAGCUCAGCAGAGUUCAAAGGCAAAGUAUUACAGAGCUGUCUGCCACAUGUUGUUUCGUUUGUGAUCUAUUCUAUCACAGCAUUUUGUGAUAUUACCUUGAGCCGGUAUAAUCUUGAAGAGAUAAAUCCAUUUGUGGCUGUUAUUCUGUCGCUGGAGUUUGUUAUCAUCCCUCCAGUUCUGAAUCCUCUCGUGUAUGGCCUUAAAUUACCAGAAAUUAGAAGACAGAUUCAAAGGAUGAUGUCAUGGAGUAAAAUCUCUUAA
This is a messenger RNA of Epinephelus fuscoguttatus (brown-marbled grouper), 933 nucleotides long. Its product is annotated as olfactory receptor 10R2-like. NCBI's taxonomy places the organism in Eukaryota, Metazoa, Chordata, Actinopteri, Perciformes, Serranidae. Gene Ontology annotation, cellular component: membrane. The transcript has a single exon. The coding region runs from base 1 to 933 and encodes 310 amino acids. The record is from RefSeq and is a predicted model, not a curated record. Gene Ontology annotation, molecular function: olfactory receptor activity; G protein-coupled receptor activity. Gene Ontology annotation, biological process: G protein-coupled receptor signaling pathway.